Messenger RNA from Triticum turgidum subsp. durum (durum wheat), 240 nucleotides. The record is from the annotation of a GenBank genome assembly. NCBI's taxonomy places the organism in Eukaryota, Viridiplantae, Streptophyta, Magnoliopsida, Poales, Poaceae.
AUGCCGGUCCCGAUGACCUGGCUCACGAAGAGCGCCCGCGGCGAGGUGAGCGUCAGGUACCCGGUCUUGAAGUCCGACAUGAAGUCGGAGGCGGUGGAGACGACGGACGAGACGACGCCGCAGAUGACGAGGCUCCCCACCACCCCGCCGUUGCCGUACCCGAUCCACGACGCGAACAGCAGGAUCACCAGCUUGCUGUACUGCGCCGCGAAGUUGGUCUCGGCCACGCCCGUGCCGUAG